This is a messenger RNA of Daucus carota subsp. sativus, 3446 nucleotides long. RefSeq names its product protein argonaute MEL1. Gene Ontology annotation, biological process: regulatory ncRNA-mediated post-transcriptional gene silencing. Gene Ontology annotation, cellular component: cytoplasm. The record is from RefSeq and is a predicted model, not a curated record. Bases 152 to 3160 code for a protein of 1002 amino acids. The transcript is spliced from 22 exons. Lineage: Eukaryota; Viridiplantae; Streptophyta; Magnoliopsida; Apiales; Apiaceae. Gene Ontology annotation, molecular function: protein binding; RNA endonuclease activity; RNA binding.
ACUCCAUUUACGACACGUCCCCUCAAUCUCCUCUCUUCACUCCCCUAUAUAACUCACUCUACACACACUUGUUUUGUAUUGUGACUCGUGAGCGCAAAAACACUCUCAGCUUAUAAUUAUCUUUUAAUUUAUUGUUUCUUCUGUAGCGAGAAUGUCGGGCCGUGGUAGGAGUGGUGGACGCUUCGACGGUGCGAGGGGCGGUGGCCGUGGCGACGGCGGUAGGGGCGUUGGUCGUGGCGACGGCGGUAGGGGCGGUGGUCGUGGUGACGGCGGGCGUGGCGGUGGUUAUGGUGGAAGAGGUGGUGAUUCUGGGGGAAGAGGCGGUUAUGCUGGUGGUGCCGGGGGGAGAGGGGGUGGCGGUUAUCCUCAGAAUGCGCCACCGCCGGCGUAUGGACGUGGCGGAAAUGUUCCUGCACCGGUGGGUCAGCCGGCGCCUCGCCCGGUGGUUCAAUCCCCGGCUCCGGCGCAGUAUACUGCGGCAUCGUCAUCGUCUGCGGCGGCUCUGAGUAGCGAUGUGGAGAAAAUGACAAUCGGAUCGUCUUCUGGUUCUUCCGGACAGGAGAUUGUGGUGACGCAGCAACCACCGGCGCAACCGCCGGCGUCCAGCAAAGCGACGAGAUUGCCGGUGAGGCCCGGUUAUGGAAGAGAAGGCCGGAGAUGCAUUGUUCGCGCUAAUCAUUUUCUCGUCAAAGUCGCCGAUAAUGAUUUACAUCAUUACGACGUUACAAUCAAGCCUGAAGUUACAAACAAAAAAGUAUGCAGAGAGAUAAUGAUAACUCUUGAUAAAACUUACCGGCAGUCUCACUUGAGCAACAAACAAUUAGCUUAUGACGGGAGCAAAAGUGCAUACACAGCUGGGCCAUUGUCUUUCCAAUCCAAAGAAUUUAUUGUUAAAUUGGAGGACAAAGAUCGUGGUGGAAGAAAAGAACGGGAGUUCAGGGUCUCCAUUAAGUUUGCUUCGCGACCUGAUCUGCAUCAUCUUAGGCAAUUCUUGGCUAGCAGACAACUUGAUGUUCCACAGGAAACAAUACAAUUGUUUGAUGUGGUUUUAAGGGCAACACCAUCAAACAAGAAUGCAGUUGUAGGUAGGUCUUUCUUCAAUACUUUAUUCGGAAAAGGUGAUCUAGGAGAAGGGUUGGAGUAUUGGAAAGGGUUCUACCAAAGUCUACGACCAACUCAAAUGGGCCUGUCACUUAACGUUGAUAUGUCUGCCAGAGCAUUUUAUGACCCUGUGUCAGUGUCUGACUUUGUUGGGAAAUACUGUAAGUUGAGUGAUUUAAACAGGGCUCUUUCUGAUGUAGACCGAGUGAAGGUUAAAAAGGCUUUGAGAGGGAUCAGGGUUGAGUUUUCUCAUGGGGACUAUAUGAGACGAUACAAGGUGUUAAACAUAUCUACACAUCCCUUGAGACAGUUAACGUUCACAGAUGAGACCGGGGGGACGAUGCAUGUUGCUGACUACUUCCGCAAGAAAUACAAUAUCAAUCUGAGAUAUACAUCCUUGCCAGCACUUAAUGCUGGAACUGAUGCAAAGCCUAUAUAUAUGCCUAUGGAGGUUUGCAAAAUAGUCAAAGGUCAAAGAUGUGCCAAGAAAUUGAAUGAGCGUCAAGUUACUAAUCUCUUAAAAGCAACCUGUCAGAGGCCAAUUGAUAGAGAAGCAAGUAUUAUGGAGAUGACAAGACAGAAUGGAUACAAUGGCGAUGAGCUUGUUAAUGAAUUUGGCAUUCAAGUGGGGAGGGAAAUGACUUCAAUUGAUGCACGCGUUCUUAAUCCUCCGAGAGUUAAGUAUCAUCCUACAAGCAGAGAAUCAAUAGUGGAACCAUUUGUAGGUCAAUGGAAUAUGAUUGAUAAGAAAAUGGUUAAUGGUGGUGUAGUGAAAUCUUGGACAUGUGUCAACUUCUCAAGAAAUAAUCUUGAUGUUGUUCACAAUUUCUGUAAUCAGUUGGUCAAAAUGUGUAGAAGCCGAGGAAUGGACUUCAAUCCACAGCCUCUGAUCCCAAUUCGAGCAGGUAAUGCUCGUAAUAUUGCAAACACCUUGAAUGAAAUAGAGAGGGACAGCCGAACCAGACUCGAAAAGGAAGAACAUCUUCAAAUGCUGAUCAUUGUUUUACCUGAUUUUAGUGGGAGCUAUGGUGAAAUCAAAAAAAUUUGUGAAACAAAUUUGGGAAUUGUUUCACAGUGCUGUCAGCCGAAACACGUGUUCAAGUGUAAUAUGCAGUAUCUUGAGAAUUUGUCGCUUAAAAUUAAUGUGAAGGUUGGAGGGAGGAAUAAUGUAUUGGUAACUGCUCCUCCUGUCGUAAGAGAUUGUCCAACGAUCAUAUUUGGAGCAGAUGUGACUCAUCCUCCGCCAGGGGAGGACUCCAGUUCAUCUAUUGCAGCAGUAGUGGCAUCAAUGGAUUGGCCCGAGGUCACGAAAUACAGAGGACUGUAUUCAGCUCAGGGUCACCGCGAGGAAAUAAUAAGGGAUCUCUACAGCACGCGGGAAACUGAAAAGGGUGUUGUUGCUAGUGGAAUGAUCAGGGACCAUUUGAUGGAAUUCUACAAGAAAACAAGAUAUCAACCUAGACGAAUCAUAUUCUACAGGGAUGGAGUAAGCGAAGGGCAGUUUAAUCAGGUCUUGCUGGAGGAGAUGGAUGCCAUCAGGAAGGCUUGCCAGUCUCUAUCAACAGAUUAUUUACCUCCAGUGACCUUUGUGGUCGUUCAGAAGAGGCACCACACACGGCUUUUUCCCAACACUCACAAUGAUAAGAGAUCAACUGAUAGGAGUGGCAACAUAUUACCUGGUACUGUUGUUGAUACUGCUAUUUGCCAUCCGACGGAAUUUGAUUUUUAUUUGUGCAGCCAUGCUGGUAUACAGGGCACUAGUCGUCCAACACAUUAUCAUGUCCUGUAUGAUGAGAACAAAUUUUCUGCUGAUGGUCUUCAGGCUUUAACUAACAACUUGACGUAUACGUAUGCAAGAUGCACCCGUUCUGUUUCGAUUGUUCCGCCAGCCUAUUACGCCCAUCUGACUGCAUUCAGGGCCCGCUACUAUAUGGAAGGGAUCAUUUCAGAUGGCGGCUCAAGUAGUAGUGAUGCCAGAGCUACCAGGGAGGGGAGUUCAGCUGUGCGGUCUGUUCCUGCUACCACAGCUAACGUGAAAGAUGUAAUGUUUUACUGCUAAGGAGGAUUAAGCAGUUCUUAGUAUUGCAGAGUUAUCUAUAUUUUGGAGUCCGUGGAGAACUCGUACCCUAGUUUAUAAAGCUGGGGGAGAAACCCAAGCUUUUCUUUUUUGCUCUGCUGAGUAUGGAUUACAAUUACAUUUUUGUGGAAUGCUGCUAUUUAGAAUUGGGUUUUUUUUGCAGCUUCUUAAGAGAUCUGUUUUUAGAAUUUGUGAUAUGGUAUGUGAAUGUUUUUUGUUAUUAUGAAGGCUGGGAUCUUCAUAUUUGCAAUUCAGUCAUUCUGGUUUC